GCAUGCCUUUGAGUUCAUUCGUUUCACAACUGAAAGAAAUGAAGCUCAAAUACGGAGCAAACUUCUUCUUUCACGCUGGCGAGACCAACUGGUACGGGGAAUCCACUGAUUUCAACCUUUUUGACGCCAUUUUACUGAACACUACCAGAAUAGGACACGGUUACGCUCUACUGAAGCAUCCUCUUGCCAUGAAGAUGAUCAAAGAAAAAAACAUAGCUGUGGAGAUAUGUCCCAUCUCCAACCAAGUUCUGAAGCUGGUAGAUGACAUCAGGAACCACCCCGGAGCGUUACUCAUAGCGAACAAUUUUCCCGUGGUGGUGGCUCCGGAUGACCCCUCGUUCUGGGGGGCGAAAGGUCUGAGCUACGACUGGUACUAUGCGUUCAUGGGAAUGACCAGCAGGGAAAGCGAUCUGAGGUUCCUGAAACAACUGGCCAAGAAUUCGAUAGAGUUCAGUACGUUGAAUGAAGAGGAAAAAGUUGCAGCCUUUGGGAAAUGGGAGAACGAUUGGAAUAGUUUCAUUGACAAGAUGUUGGAGAAGCAAUGUCCAAAAGAUCUUCAAGAUAAUUUGGUGUGAGUUUAUGUCUCCGAUAUGAAACAUGAUGUGGUAGUCUUGUUCAUUAAAUUGUGUAAUUCAUA
Leptinotarsa decemlineata (Colorado potato beetle) is the source of this 637-nucleotide messenger RNA. RefSeq names its product adenosine deaminase-like. Lineage: Eukaryota; Metazoa; Arthropoda; Insecta; Coleoptera; Chrysomelidae. Gene Ontology annotation, molecular function: adenosine deaminase activity. The record is from RefSeq and is a predicted model, not a curated record. Gene Ontology annotation, biological process: inosine biosynthetic process; adenosine catabolic process.